Molecule: messenger RNA, 2002 nt
Organism: Psylliodes chrysocephalus
Lineage: Eukaryota; Metazoa; Arthropoda; Insecta; Coleoptera; Chrysomelidae
Source: the annotation of a GenBank genome assembly
UAUAUACUUACUAAUUUUCACUUGGUAUGCUAAUAUAAAAGUUUAUCUGAUUAUUGAAUCUCCAUAACAACACUAACAACAAUAGUAGUUACCUAGAUCCCCACUCCUCUGAAGAUGAUAUCAUCGUUCGCGUACCGCCUCCAGUUUUGUUAUACUGAUACCAUUCAAGCGUCUCCCCAGACCAACAACCGACAAAACAGAUACAUACCAUUCUCCGCGAAGUAGACAACGACAACGACAUUCAAAAUAUUCGCCGCUGAACAAGUUUCCGAUAACAAAAAGUGAAGUGCUAAAAUGUCAACGAUCGCCGUCGUGGUGGACAAGACCAAGGAUGUGCAGUAUAAAGACUACGUCAACUUUUUGGGAAGCUACAAAAAUAGAAAAAACUCAACCAGAGACGAAAGUGACAACAACAGCGUUGGAUAUUCGUUAAAUUCUUCUACAAAUUCUUCAUCCACUGACAUUAACGAGUUGCCAAUAAAAUCUUUCAACGAGUAUUUGCAGGAUUACACUAACAAAAAAUUCCAACCUGUGCAGACUGCUUUCAAGGGUAAGGACAACAACACAACAAAGAAAAAUGUUAAAACCGAACUUUUUAUUCAAAUCAAUAAUUCAGAAGAAACAAAUGAGCAUCCUCACUUUAACGAUAUUAUGAAGAAUUUUGAAAGAUCGUGCGUACACAAUGGAAAAGCGAAAAAUCAAAAGUUUCAACAAAUACAAAAGAAAUUUAAUGUAAAUCCAGAAAAUGAAGUCAAAUUACAUAAAAAUGCUGUAAGACUGAAUUCUUUUGAAUCAAAAAAUAACGAACAAACACAUUUUAUAAAAUUAACCGAACCAAAAGACACAGAAAUUCAUCCAAAAAAAGAUGAUACUAUUUCAAUAUCAAAAGGAAACAGUAAUUUUUCUUCAAAUCCUGUUUCGCACGAAAAUGAAAAUAUCAGAUCACAAACACCUCCAAAGGCAAUAAUAAAUGCGUUAAAUGAUAACGAAAAAUAUCAGUCGAAACAAAAAGUAUUUACAGUUGAAUCUUCCCAGCCAAAAAAUGAGAUUAUUUUACAGCAAAAACCAGUGAUAUCGCCAAAAAUUCUAAUUAAUACUGCUAAUCUAUCGGUGAAUAAAGUUUCAACAAUUUCUGCUAUAAAAAAAGAAGAAAUUCAUAACGCAGUCCCGACCAAACAAGAAAAUUCCGUUGAAAUUCAAAUAAAUGACUGUUCUCCGUCAAUGGUACCACCGCCUCCUCCCCCUCCUCCAUUAGAAAAUUUAACCAAAAACAUUCGUACUUUUUCUCCUGUGAUAAAAUCUCCAGCAGCCAUAAAAGUGCAGUCGAGUACCUUACCAAGGAUGAUGAAUAAUAAUAAAAAAUCAGUUCAGAAGGACACAGUUGAUGCUGCUACGCUGGACAGAAACGAUCCUAGAGUGAAAAAAGCUGUUUAUGGAGCAUUAAGGAAUAUGUAUGGAGCCUAUCAUGAAAAAGCUAAUGAUUAUUUGGCUACUUUGCCUAAAAAUAGGGUGAAAAAAGGAAAUGGGUUAGAUAGCAUCAUAGAUAGCAUUGCGGCUCAAGGUGGACUAGAAAAACUAUGCGGUAGAGCAAAAGUUGAAGCAGACUGAACAAUUUAGAAUAGUUUUUAUCAUGUGCAUAAUAUGCUUAAAUUUUCUGUGAAAAUAGCUUUAAUUUUUAACGUACAUAUAUCUAUUUUUGUAUGUUUAUGUGAACGUUUUUUAUGUAAAUAAAUUUUAGUUUUAAUUUUAUUUUAUUGUUGCUACAAUGUAUUUUAUAUAUGAAUAAAUGAAUAAAUUUAAACAAGCAAUUUCUCUAAUAAUGUAAUAAAAGAACAAAUUUUAUAUUUUUAUGAAAUAGAAUAACCAAAACUAAAAAAUCAACAUAAACCUAAUCAGUUGUAAAAUCAUGAUUAUAUAAGUCAAAGAUGUAAAAACUAUUGACCACAAAAAUAAACCAAUAUCUAAACUAAACAAAAAUUAAGCAAGCUAUAAAAUAUAAUUG